AUGCAACGGUCCUAUAUAACCCACGUAACACUCAGCAGAGCACGCGUGGGUGCGAAACAGGAUUCCUCCACACAGCGGGAAACGCCGCUGAGGAACAGCCCCAGCCCUCCCAACAGCACUGGCGGCACGAUUGACAGCGAUAGCUGGGAUCCCCGGUUCAAUGACAUCCCCUCUUCCGUUUCCCUGCCCGCCAAGAACAGAAAGAACUUCAGUCAGCUUAAGCGAGCGAAACCGUACGGUUCCCUGUUCCAGCGGGCAAAACCCGGCAACUUCCUGCCGGAGCGAAAGCAAAUCGAUAAGAUCAGGAAGAAGAAAAAGCUGAAGAGGAGGGAAACGGAGGUGUCUGCAGAGGAGGACUACGAGGAGAAGCUGCUGGAGCUGGAGGCGGAGGACUCGUACGUAGAGACGCCGAUGAGCCCCUCGUCUGAGGGCGACCCUCAGUCUGCGACCGAGCACUGCUCGGUGUGGGACUCUGACACGCCUUCCAGCGUCUCCUACCCUGCCGUGACGGCCGAGCAGACAGUGGAGAUCCAGAGCGUGGGCAAACGAACGGUCAUUCGGCAGGGCAAGCAGGUGGUCUUUCGGGAUGAGGACGGCACCGGCGACGACGAAGACAUCAUGGUGGAUUCGGAUGACGAUUCGUGGGACCUAGUCACUUGCUUCUGCAUGAAGCCUUUCGCUGGGCGGCCGAUGAUUGAGUGUAACGAGUGCCACACCUGGAUCCACCUCUCCUGCGCUAAAAUCCGCAAGUCGAACGUCCCAGAGGUCUACAUAUGCCAGAAGUGCCGGGACUCCAAGUUUGACAUUCGCCGUUCAAACCGCUCCCGGACGGGCUCGCGCAGGCGCUUUCUGGACUAGGGGAGGGAGGCGCGUGCUGGUGCGCUGCUUGGGCGGGCGGGUGAGCGAGCCGCGGAUGCCGGCCAGGAGGCCGGGGAGAGCUCCCCCGAACUGCUGCUGCUCAGGCUGAAGGGCUGCCCGGCUGGCCUGCGCUAACAGGGACGAGGAAUCGCCAAGUCGUGGGCAGCUGGGGCUGGAAGAGGCUGACUGGACAAAACCGCUGCUAGAUACCGAUUAGCUCAAGGGACAGACUAAGCUCUCUGGGUUCGGUGGGGUUUUGUCCGGUUACAACUAUGAAUUGGGUGAUGUCUGGGGAAUGUAUAAUACCUUUGCCACGUAUGUUUUCUCAUCCCAUCAGGAAACUGCAAACCUUCUCUGUGCUAGGAAACUCCUCCUCCUCCAAAGGAGGAGGAGGAAAUCUGUGUGAAAAGUCUGAAAAGUAAAUGGCCAUGUGUUUUAAUUUUAAUGUAAUAUUAUACCUGCCCAUUUGUCCGUAUAUAUCAAUCUUAGAUAUUCUAAGGCUCCAUAGGAGUGAGCAUCAAUGCGUACUGACCUCUGCGCGAUCUGCCUCCUCUUCAGCUGGCCCAGGCAGUAGGGGAGUUCUGUGAUUUGGCAUCGUUCAAGUGAAAAUGGGACUUCUUCCUGCGCCGAGGCACCGGCGCAUUUAAAGGAAGAGAGCAGCCCUUUUUCUGGACAGGCAGCGCUGGGGAUUAGCGACAUCGGAUUUCUUCCUAGAAGGUCUCUUACGGUGAUUUUUUGUGACUUUGUUUUGCAUGAUCGGCUCAAAUGUGUGUAUGGGGGGAUACCGUUUGCUCUGUUUCCCGGCCCUUCGUUAAACUCUAAGGUGCUGUUUUAAGAAGACAAUGACUCGCCCUUUUCUCAGCCCAGAAUUCAAACGUGGACUGUAAAAAGGGCUGUAGUAAACUUAGAACCUGGCAGGUCUGGUUUGGGAUAUGAUCAUUUCCAUCCGAGUACUACAGCUGAGUUGACUUGUUUUCGCUGUUUGUUUUUUGAGACUGGAUUUGUAAUCAAAAAACCAGAAUCUUUAACCUAUUGGUUGCAAAUUAUACAGAUAAAAGCAAAUGCAGGCUAUGCAGCUAGCAAGAUGAAGUGCAAUGAAGAUCCAUCUGGUGCAGGGGAGGACAGGAGAGUGCCGAGGCCGACGCUGCAGUCCUUUGAUGGGACUUCUGGGGCCUCAGCCCGAGGGAAGCCUGUUCAGAAACACGACAAGGAGUUGAGGCUCAUACGCCAGGCCACCGAGAAGGCGGCGUUGUUCCUCAAUGACCAAACAGAGCGGGCCAUAUGUAUCGCACAAAUUCUGUUUACGUUUCAAGGUGUUUCUCUGAAGUUAUGCCUGAUGAACAAUGUGUGCUCUGUCUGGUG
Molecule: messenger RNA, 2220 nt
Organism: Pygoscelis adeliae (Adelie penguin)
Lineage: Eukaryota; Metazoa; Chordata; Aves; Sphenisciformes; Spheniscidae
Gene: PHF13
Product: PHD finger protein 13
Exons: 3
Coding region: 1-858 (285 amino acids)
Biological process (GO): mitotic chromosome condensation
Molecular function (GO): chromatin binding
Source: RefSeq, a predicted model, not a curated record